Malaclemys terrapin pileata is the source of this 1079-nucleotide messenger RNA. RefSeq names its product regulator of microtubule dynamics 1 (gene RMDN1). The transcript has 10 exons. Bases 51 to 968 code for a protein of 305 amino acids. Gene Ontology annotation, molecular function: microtubule binding. Gene Ontology annotation, cellular component: spindle microtubule; mitotic spindle pole; cytoplasm. The record is from RefSeq and is a predicted model, not a curated record. NCBI's taxonomy places the organism in Eukaryota, Metazoa, Chordata, Testudines, Emydidae.
UAGGUUCCCCAGGAUGCAGGCGGGUCGGGCCAAGCACGGGGUGGCGCAUCAUGGCGGCAGCGGUUAUUAUUCUGAGGCCUUUGCGCCGAGGCGCCGCCUGCGUGGGGAAGCGGCUCCUGUCCGAGGCUGGAGGCGUGAGACGCGGCUGGUGGCGGCAGGCGCAGGUGUUUGGAAAAUUAACUCUUUUCAGAAGAGGGCUUGCACUCUCAGCAGUGUCUUACUUGGGUUAUGAAGCUUACAACUCUAUUUCUCACUUUGCUGUGGUUCAUGCUAGUGUCAAAGUUGAGGAAAUCAUAGAGCAAGCAGACUACCUGUAUGGGAGUGGAGAAACCAAAAAGCUCUAUCAGUUGCUGACCCAGCACAAAAAAAGUGAGGAUGCGGAGAUACUAUGGCGUCUAGCACGGGCCUCACGUGAUCUAGCCCAACUUAGUACCACCUCUGCAGAAGAGAAAAAGCAACUGGUUUAUGAAGCUCUUGAAUAUGCAAAGAAGGCACUGGAGAAAAAUGAAUCAAGUUUUGCAGUACACAAGUGGUAUGCAAUCUGCAUCAGUGAUGCUGGAGAUUAUGAAGGAAUCAAGACUAAAAUUGCAAAUGCAUAUGUUAUCAAGGAACACUUCCAGAAAGCCAUUGAACUCAAUCCUAAAGAUGCUACCUCAAUUCACCUAAUGGGCAUUUGGUGUUACUCAUUUGCUGAAAUGCCAUGGUACCAAAGCAAAAUAGCUGCAAUGCUAUUUGCAACACCACCAACCUCCACGUAUGAAGAGGCCCUAAGUUACUUUCACAAGGCUGAAGAAGCUGAUCCAAACUUCUACAGCAAAAACUUGCUGCUUUUGGGGAAGACGUACUUGAAGUUAAACAACAAAAAGAUGGCCCUCUUGUGGCUAACAAAAGCCAGGGAUUAUCCGGCACAUACAGAGGAGGAUAAACAGGUACAGAAAGAAGCUGUGGAACUGCUCAAUUCUAUAUGAAGAGAACUAAACUAUUAAGAAGAAACUACAAUAAAUGUGACUAAAGCACAGGACCAACUACCUAGAGCUUGUUCUACUGUGGCUGUUAUUAAAAUUAAACUUGUCACCUUA